AGGGGAACAACAGGAACGGGCAACGCCGCGCCUGGGAAAUCCCGGAGUGGAUUUCUCUGGAAUUCCAUUCCCGGUAGAAACGGGAGAGGAGACCAAAGUGAAUUUUUGCCAUUUCUGGGUUCCCCAAAAUUCCCGGGGCGGGGUCUCGGUGCCACCGAAGGCCCGGGAGAGGCCGGGCCAGCCCCGGGAGCCUCCCCGGGAGCCUCAUCCCGACCCUCCCAUCCCGCUCCGCCCUCCGGGAGCACCGGCAAUAUCAGCGAGCCCGCGAUGGCGCAGCAGGGACACCGGGGACCCCCGCGCCGCCUGCAGCGGAGGAGGGAGCGGUGCCACGGCUGCUCCGACAGCAUGGAAAACAGAGACGACGAUCCCUGCGGCAGCAGCAGCAGCUCGGCAGCUCCACCAUCCAGCACGCCGGGCUUGAGGGAGGAAUUGCAGUGCCCCGUGUGCUACGAACCCUUCCGGGAGGCCGUGACGCUGCCGUGCGGCCACAACUUCUGCAAGGGCUGCAUCAGCCGCUCGUGGGAGCAGCGGCGGCCCGAGUGCCCCCUGUGCAAGGAGAGGUCCACGCUGGGGCAGCUCCGCGUCAACCACACGCUGAGGAACCUGGUGGAGCUGGUGCUGAAGGAGGACGGGCAGCGGCAGGGCCGCGGCGGGGCGCUGUGCCCCGCGCACCACGAGGAGCCCAAGUUCUUCUGCAUGGAGGACAAGGAGCUGGCGUGCUUCUCGUGCCAGAGCUCCAAGGAGCACCAGGGGCACAAGAUGAGGCCGGUGCAGGAGGCGGCGGCGGAUUUUAGGGCCAAGCUGGCGAACAUGGAGUCUUCCCUGCGGGAUAAAGCCAAGGAUUUCGGGGCCGUGAGCAGAUCCUACGAAUCCAUCGCCCGGCACAACGAGACGGAAUCGGAGCGCCUGGAGCGUCAGGUGAAGUGGGAAUUCGAGAAGCUGCACAAGUUCCUGUGGGACGAGGAGCAGGCGGUGCUGGCGCAGCUCCGGGAGGAGGCGGGCCGGAAGCAGGAUCUGAUCCAGGAAAAAAUGGAGCAGCUGAGCGAGGCCAGCCAGGCCCUGCUGGCCGAGGCCGCGCGGCUCCAGGCCGACUGCCAGCAGGACGACCUCACCUUCCUGAUGGUAAUUCCCGCGUUUCCGGUGGUAAUUCCCACAUUUCCGGUGGCAAUUCCCACAUUUCCGGUGUGGUAA
Zonotrichia leucophrys gambelii is the source of this 1191-nucleotide messenger RNA. It is a transcript of the gene TRIM35, whose product is annotated as tripartite motif containing 35. The transcript is spliced from 5 exons. The record is from RefSeq and is a predicted model, not a curated record. NCBI's taxonomy places the organism in Eukaryota, Metazoa, Chordata, Aves, Passeriformes, Passerellidae. Gene Ontology annotation, molecular function: zinc ion binding; ubiquitin protein ligase activity. Gene Ontology annotation, biological process: innate immune response; protein ubiquitination; positive regulation of apoptotic process. The coding region runs from base 268 to 1191 and encodes 307 amino acids. Gene Ontology annotation, cellular component: cytoplasm.